UUCCUGGGUGCCCCACCCCUGGGUGAGAAGAAGCAGACCCUGUCAGGGAAGCUGCGCCCCUACCCCGCUCCCCCAAAGCGCGCACGGUGCUGCUUGUGUUCCUCAGAUGGGUAGACAAGAUAACAGGCAGCGUGUGCUUUAAAUAACUUAUUCUAUACUUGGAAGCUACGUUGCUGUUGCCAGCAGCUUCUUAGUAAUUGUAUGGACCAAUAAUGUAUAAAGAGAAUACUGUUUGGAAUGGUGUAUUAUAAACUUCAGUGAACCCGUGGUUCAUGAAUAAUUAAAAAACUACCUACAUACUGAUGCCUCCAGAAUCAGUUGCAGAUUGAAAUACUGCUCAUGUUACCAUUCAGCAAGGAAGAAACAAGUUGGAAUAAAAAUGGAUAUGAUGGCUCGAAGUUAUUUGCUUCAGAAUUGCGAGGCAUUGGAAAGAGAUAUCAAGACUUCUUACAUAAUGGAUCAUAUGAUUGCGGAUGAAGCAUUAACAUUGCUGGAAGAGGAGAAAGUAAAAGCCCAGACUACACAGAGAGAACGAGCAGCUAUGUUAGUAAAAAUAAUUCUUGCCAAAGAUAAUUAUGCUUACGUAUCCUUCUAUAAUGCGCUGCUUCAUGAGGGAUACAAAGAUCUUGCUGCCCUUCUCCAGGAUGGCAUCCCUAUUCUUUCUCCUUAUAAUGGAAAGAAUUCUAUGGAUGGAGUAACUUCAUAUGUUAAGACAAUUCUCUGUGAAGGUGGUGUUCCACAGCGACCAGUAGUGUUCGUCACUCGUCCAGAACUAGCAAAUAGAAUUCAACAGAAAUUGUAUAAAUUAAAAAACGAUCCAGGAUGGGUUAUUGUUUAUGGCAUGGCAGGCUGUGGAAAGACUGUUUUGGCGGCAGAAGCAUUACGUGACCACAGUCUUUUGAAAGAUUGUUUCCCAGGAGGAGUACAUUGGGUUUCUGUUGGGAAACAAGACAAAGCAGGUCUGUUAAUGAAACUCCAAAAUCUCUGUCUAAGAUUAGACCAGGACUUCACUUACUCUCAGAGGCCACCACUUAAUAUAGAGGAAGCUAAAGAUCGCCUUCGUUUGCUAUUUUUGCGCAAAUACCCAAGGUCUCUCUUGGUGCUUGAUGACAUUUGGGAUUCCUGGGUAUUAAAAUCCUUUGACAGUCAUUGCCAGGUUCUUAUCACUAGUAGAGAUAGGAGUGUAACAGAUUCUGUAGCUGGCAAGAAAUAUGAAGUUCCUGUGGAAAGUGGACUAACACAGGAAAAAUCACUUGAAAUAUUAUCUCGGUUUGUUAAUAUAGAAAUAACAGAACUACCAGAAAAAGCUGAUUGUAUUGUAAAAGAAUGCAAAGGUUCUCCUCUUGUGGUAUCUUUGAUAGGAGCAUUAUUAAGAGAUUUCCCCAAUCGCUGGGAAUACUACCUUAAACAACUUCAAAAUAAGCAAUUUAAAAGAAUAAGGAAAUCAUCAUCUUAUGAUUAUGAAGCACUUGAUGAAGCCAUGUCCAUAAGUGUUGAAAUGUUGCCAAAAGAUUUCAAAGACUAUUACAGAGAUCUUUCUGUCCUUCAAAAGGAUGUUAAAGUGCCUUCAAAGGUAUUCUGUAUUCUUUGGGAUAUGGAGACAGAGGAAGCCGAAGACAUACUGCAAGAAUUUGUUAACAAAUCUCUCCUGUUCUGUGAUCGGAAUGGAAAAUCAUUCCAGUAUUACUUGCAUGAUCUCCAGCUUGACUUUCUAACAGAGAAGAAUCGCUCUCAGCUUCAAGCACUACAUAAAAAAGUAGUUGAUCAAUACAAGAAAUGUUAUAAACAGUAUAUACCAUCACAAGAAGACUGCAUGUACUGGUAUAAUUUUCUGGCUUACCAUAUGGCAAGUGCCAAUAUGCACAAUGAACUCUGCGCUCUCAUGUUUUCACUAGACUGGAUUAAAACCAAAACAGAAUUGGUAGGACCUGCUCAUUUAAUUCAUGAAUAUGCUGAAUACAGUCAAAUAUUGGAUGAAAAGGAUGCCAUUGCACGUGAAAACUUCCAGGAAUUUCUAUCCUUAAAUGGGCACCUCCUUGGGCGGCAACCAUUUCCAGACAUUGUACAGCUGGGUCUAUGUCAACCAGAAAGUUCAGAAGUCUAUCGGCAAGCAAAGCUAAAAGCUCAGCAAGAAGUUGAGAAUGGAUCAUUUUAUGUGGAAUGGAUAAAUAAAAAAUCCAUGAAGAACAUGUACCGUUUGGUUGUGCGUCCACAUACAGAUGCUGUUUACCAUGCUUGUUUUUCCCAGGAUAGACAAAGAAUAGCUUCAUGUGGAGCUGAUAAAAUGCUGCAGGUGUUUAAAGCUGGAAGUGGAGAAAAACUUUUGGAAGUGAAAGCUCAUGACGAUGAAGUGCUGUGUUGCACCUUUUCAGCAGAUGACAGAUUUGUUGCCACUUGUUCAGCAGAUAGAAAAGUAAAAGUCUGGAAUUCAAGAACAGGCCAGCUUCUGUGUGUGUUUGAAGAACAUGCAGAGCAGGUCAACUGCUGCCAGUUUAACAAUACAAAUCACCGCCCAUUUCUAUUGGCUACAUGUUCAAAUGACACUUUUGUCAAACUCUGGGAUUUGAACAAGAAACAGUGUCGUAAUACACUGUUUGGUCACAGUAGUUCUGUUACUCACUGCAGAUUUUCACCGGAUGAUAAGUAUGUGGCUAGUUGCUCAGCAGAUGGAACUUUAAAGCUUUGGUAUGCACAUUCGGCAAAUGAACUGAAAACUAUUGACAUAGGAGACUGCUUUAGAAAUGUGGAUGAGUACCAGGAUGAUGUGGAAGUCUUAGUGAAGUGUUGCUCCUGGUCAUCUAAUGGUACUACAGUGUUGGUGGCAGCGAAAAACAGGCUUUUUCUUUUUGACGUUAAGACCAGUGAUUUGUUGACAGAGGUUCUUAUAAGCCACCACAGCACUAUUCAGUACUGUGACUUUUGUCCCAACAGCCAGAUGGUUGCAGUUGCUUUAUCACAUUAUUCUGUUGAGAUAUGGAAUAUUGAAUCCUCUUCCAAAAUUGCUGACUGCCGAGGACAUAUGAGUUGGGUCCAUUCUGUGACAUUUUCACUUGAUGGGUCAUUAUUUCUCACUUCUUCUGAUGACCAGACAAUAAGGAUAUGGGAGACAAAGAAGGUGUGUGAGUCCUCUGCUGUUGUGUUGAAACGUGAAAUAGAUGUUUUGUUUCCUGUUAAUGAAGUUUUCAUCUUGGCUAUUGACAAUAUGAAGCAUCUGCAACUAAUUAAUGGCUUCACAGGCCAUACUGUUUAUCAGACUGAAGAACAGGAGCCUUUCAUUAGCUGCUGUUGCCUAUAUGAAGACCUUCAGACUGCAGCAUUUGGAGAGAAGAAUGGAACAGUAAAGGUAUUAAAUCUGUCAAGUGGGAAUAUUUUAAAAUCCAGAACUGGACACAAGGAAGCUGUACAGCACUGCCAGUUUACUUCUGAUGGGAAAACACUCAUUUCAAGCUCUGAUGACUCAACUAUACAGGUGUGGAAUUGGCAAACAGAGGAAUUUAUUCUCCUGAAAGGUCACAAGGAACCUGUCAAGAAUUUUCACCUUCUAAAACACUCAGGGCUUCUUUCAUGGUCAUUUGAUGGGACAGUUAAGCUCUGGAACACAGUUACAGGAGAACUUGAGAGAGAUAUCAUUUGCCAUGAAGACACCAUUCUUUCUUGUGUAAUUUCACCCAAUACCACUAUGUUUUCCACUACCUCUGCUGACAAGACUGCCAAGGUAUGGAGUUUUGAAAGUUCAUCGGUUCUUCAUAAGCUGAAUGGUCAUGACGGCUGUGUGAGGUGCUGUGCCUUCUCCCUUGACAAUGAAUUGUUAGCCACAGGAGAUGACAAUGGAGAAAUACGGGUUUGGAAUGUAUUGAGAGGAGAACUGCUUCACCUCUAUUCCCAUGCUUCAAAGAGUGAGGGAGAAUCAGCCUACGGAGGCUGGGUAACAGACCUUCGCUUUUCCCCUGAUAGUCAGAUACUUGUUUCUUCUGGGGGAUGCAUUCAGUGGUGGAAUGUAGCUACUGGGCAACUCCUACAAACAUUCUAUACAAAUGGAACAGACCUUAAAUCAUUACACGUUUCUCCAGAUUUCAAAGUAUGUGUGACUGUUGAUAAUCUUGGCAUUCUUUACGUGCUACAGAUUAUGAAAUAAAUCUGUUUAAAACUGA
This is a messenger RNA of Podarcis raffonei (Aeolian wall lizard), 4151 nucleotides long. It is a transcript of the gene APAF1, whose product is annotated as apoptotic peptidase activating factor 1. Gene Ontology annotation, cellular component: apoptosome. Gene Ontology annotation, biological process: apoptotic signaling pathway; regulation of apoptotic process. The transcript has 29 exons. Gene Ontology annotation, molecular function: ADP binding; protein binding. Bases 380 to 4135 code for a protein of 1251 amino acids. The record is from RefSeq and is a predicted model, not a curated record. NCBI's taxonomy places the organism in Eukaryota, Metazoa, Chordata, Lepidosauria, Squamata, Lacertidae.